GGUGGGGCAGUCUAUCAUCCUUCGUGUCCCCCUUCUCCAUAUCAGGUUCUCUCCCCUAAACCAGUUCGCCAGUUCGCCAGUUCGCCAGUUCGCCAUUUUGAAAGCUGAGUCAAGAGCCACCAGCAGCAACCCGUCCGGACAAUUCAAUCUCAAUCUCCAACCGAGUUCAAGCCGAUCGCAACUUCGUUUCCCGUCUCUUUGCAAUUAAUCUCUUGCGUUCGCAACCGGACGAUUGAGCGCCUGGUCUUUCGUCCCCCGUCACCAACUCAUUUCUCCCCCCAAUCUUCCACAGUAUCGUCCGCCAGAGAACCUGCCAAAAAGUCAUGGGCAGGAAUAUUUCUCAUGGUCGCGGUGGCGCGGGGAACAUCUUCUCCGGCACCGGCGAAUCGCGCACCACCCCCAAGGACCUCGUCACCCCGACCAUCAAACAAGAUGUCUUUACCACCGGCCGCGGCGGCUCCGGCAACAUGAUGCAGAACGACCCGCAACAUCCCGAACUGGCGCGCGAACUGCAGGACGUCGAGACCCCGCCGUUGCGCAUGGAGGAGGCGCCGCAUCAUACCGGACGAGGCGGUGUCGCAAACGCAUAUUUCCCCACCCCUGAAGAAGAGAAGCGCAUGCGCGAACAAGGCGAGGCGCAGUUGGCGCGCGUCAAGACCCAAGAGGCCCAACUGGCCCGCGUGAGAACCCAGUCCAAAGAUCGCCGGAAGGAUCUCGAGCACACGGCCGGGGCGGCGGCGGUGGCCUCGGGCGCUCUCAGCGGUAGCGAGAGUCGCCCGGCCAGCGAGGAGCGACAACCCUCGUCCAGUUGACUAGCACACGUUUGGAGUUGAUUCACUCAAAACUCGAUAUGCUUUUUUUUUUCGUUGGCAGUCGGUACUUGGCAACUACUGGCGGACGAGGGCGCUGUGGGACAGGUAUGGAAGCGUCCGACACGGAACGCUCCUAAUUCUCCUUGUCCCCGGUCGGGUUUU
This is a messenger RNA of Aspergillus japonicus CBS 114.51, 974 nucleotides long. RefSeq lists its product as uncharacterized. The transcript is spliced from 3 exons. The record is from RefSeq and is a predicted model, not a curated record. Lineage: Eukaryota; Fungi; Ascomycota; Eurotiomycetes; Eurotiales; Aspergillaceae. Bases 324 to 812 code for a protein of 162 amino acids.